AUGACUAAUGCAAGUGAUGAACUUGUGGUCUUAAAAAGAGACAGGGAAACAAGUCGAAUGUACGAAUUACUUUAUGGUACAGUUUCCACCCCACAAGAAACUCAAAUUUCUAAUCAAAGUGACAUGUCUUCAAAUCCAAAUAGACAUUUAGAUCAAAAUAACGCAUUCGUGGAAUUGCCCAGUAUGGCCAAGGAAUCGGCUUCAGAACUGCGGAAAUUAUUAGAUCAAAUUCAAACGCAUUUAAGGGCAUUAAAGGCAUUAGGAGAAAGUGUAGAGCACUGGGACACGAUUGUAAUAUACUUAAUUACGUUGAAAAUUGAUAGAAUAUCGCAUAAGGAAUGGGAAAAAUCGUUAUUAGGUACAACAAUGCCCAAAAUGGACACAUUUAUGACUUUUUUAGAAAAUCGGUGCCACAUUCUACAAGCAACUAUUUUAAAUACUCAAACAAAUUACAAUUCAAAUCAUUCAAAUAAUUCUAAAAAAUCAAAUGCACACAGCAAACGACAAGCGUUUACUACAACUAACUCAAGUGAUUGCAUUGUAUGUCAGGGCUCCCACAAAAUUUACGCGUGCGAAAAAUUUCGAAAAUUAUCGGUUCCUGAAAGAGUUGAGAUAAUUAAGUCAAAUAUCUCUUGCUUUAAUUGUUUAAAUAAAGGACACAAAAAUGACGAAUGUAAAUGGCAAGGGUGUAAAAAAUGCGGCAUGAAACACAAUACAUUAUUACACUACGAUAAAAAUGAAUCACACUCAAAUCAACGUCAAGAAACUAACAAAACAGAAAACACAAAUAAUGGAGAAAAUUCAAGCUCUGUAAAAGUACAUAACGCGAUUAUUCCAAGUCAAAUUUUACUAUCAACUGCUUUAAUUGAUAUUAAAAAUAAAAGGGGUGAAAAAAGGCAAGCGCGAAUAAUUUUAGAUAACGGAUCUCAAUCUAAUUUUAUGGCAAAGAGAUUCGCGGAUUCGUUGGGGUUACCUUUUAAACAAAUAAAUUUACCUGUUGAGGGACUUAAUCAACUACAAACUCGAAUUAAAGAAUCACUAAACACCACAAUCUUUUCUAAACAAUCAAAUUACAAUGCAGAUUUAGAAUUCUUAAUUAUUCCUCGUAUUUGCGAUUAUUUACCUGAUCAAUUCAUAGAUAAACAAAAUGUGAAUAUCCCGAAUAAUAUAAAACUUGCAGAUCCUGAGUUUAAUAAACCACGGGAAAUUGAUGCUUUACUCGGUGUAGAAAUGUUUUAUGAGUUAUUGAAAAAUCGGUACGUUAAAGACGAAAGAUUUUUAUCUGAAGAAGAAAUGCAGGUAGAAAGCUUUUAUAACGAAACUACACGUAGAGAUUCAAUAACUGGAAAAUUUAUUGUUCGUUUACCAUUUAAUGAAAAAAGGUCCAUGUUAGGUGAUUCUUAUCAAAUAGCAAAACGUCGUUUUGAAACAUUAGAACGUAAACUCGCUCAGAAUCCGGAUAUGAAAAUCGAGUAUGAUAAAUUUAUGCACGAAUAUAUAGAUUUAGGGCAUAUGUCAGAAAUGCCUGAAUCGGCAAAAACAGAGGGUUAUUUUAUGCCAAAUCACCCGAUUCUCAAAGAAUCAAGCGAAACCACAAAAUUAAGGGUUGUUUUUGACGCUUCUGCAAAAACAUCUACGGGAAUAUCGUUAAACAAUUGUUUAAAGGUGGGUCCAACAUUACAACAAGACAUUUUUUCUAUUAUUCUUAGAUUUCGAACACAUCAAUAUGCGUUAACUACAGAUAUAGAAAAAAUGUAUAGACAAAUCUUAGUCGAUGAACACGAUACACCUUACCAACAAUUGUUAUACCGUGAAAAUCAAAACGAAACUAUUAAAAUUUACAGGGCAAAAACCGUAACGUACGGAACAGCAUCCGCUCCAUAUUUAGCAAUCCGCACACUUUUUCAAUUAGCCGAUGAUAUAAAAUCAGAAUUUCCGAAAGUUUCGAAUAUUUUAAAACGCGAUUUUUAUGUUGAUGACGGAAUAACAGGUGCUGAUACAAUAAACGAAGCUUUAAAUUUGCGUGACAAUUUAAUUACUGUUACGCAAAGUGCUGGCUUGAAUUUAAGAAAAUGGGCGUCAAAUGAACCCAAACUGUUAGAAUCUUUACCUGAAGGUACGGUCAGCGUCGAUCUAUUCUCAAAGACGGAAACUCAGGGAACAUUAGGGAUUAAAUGGGCCACAUUACAAGACGUUUUAAAAUAUAAGGUGAUAAAUUAUGACGAAUCAAAGCUUACUAAAAGAAAAAUAUUGUCUAACAUUGCAAAAAUUUAUGAUCCAAUCGGCUUACUAGGUCCUAUUAUAGUAACGACUAAGUUGUUAAUGCAAUGUUUAUGGAAGGCCGAAAUUGGCUGGGACGAGUCUGUUCCUAUUGAUAUUCAUACAAGGUGGCAUAAUAUUAAAUCACAAUUAAAUUUGUUAAACUCAGUCGAAUUUAAUAGAAAAGUUAUUGUUAAAAAUGCCAUUCAAACAGAAAUUCAUGGAUUUUGUGAUGCAUCCGAAAGGGCCUAUGGGGCAUGCAUUUAUAUUCGGUCAAUUAACGAUAAAAAUAAAGUUAUGACUAAUUUAUUAUGCUCUAAAAAUCGCGUUGCGCCUUUAAAAUCAAUUUCGUUACCAAAAUUAGAAUUAUGCGCAGCAUUAUUAUUGUCACGUUUAUUAAAAUGUGUUCGCGUUGCACUGUGUAAAGAAAUUCAAAACGUUUAUUUAUGGUCAGAUUCAACUAUAACGUUACAAUGGAUACAGACUCAACCCUACCUGUUAAAAACAUUCGUUGCGAAUAGAGUAUCAGAAAUCAGGGCUAACACAAUGGAGGCGUCGUGGAGACACGUAUCGUCAAAAGAUAAUCCUGCAGAUUCAUUGUCAAGGGGUCAAUUUCCUCAAGAAUUUUUACUAAAUGAUAUGUGGAAAACUGGUCCCAAAUGGUUAAAGGAGGAAAAGAAUAAUUGGCCUUUAUCACAAUUCGAGAAAGUUCCUUUAACAGAAUUAAAAUCAACGAUCACAUUAAAGGUUACUACAGACAAAGAUUUUUGCACACAAAUUUUAAACAAAUUUUCGACAAUAAAUAAAUUAAAACGCGUAGUCUCUUACUGUUUUCGAUUUGCAAACAAUAGCUCAAAAAGAAAAACAAAACAAAUCGGCCCAUUAAAAAUCGUAGAGUUAAAUCAAGCAUUGAAAGUAAUAAUUAAUUUAACACAAAUACAAAGUUUUUCAGAAGAAAUCAAUUCAUUGUCUAAAUCAGAAUCAAUUUCACAAUCAAGUAAUCUCAAGGCUUUGAAUCCAUUUCUUGAUAAUGAUGGACUAUUAAGAGUAGGGGGUCGAUUAUGUAAUGCAACUAUCUCUUAUGAUGAAAAACAUCCUAUUAUUUUGCCGAAAAACCAUUAUGUGACAGAAUUAAUUAUUGAAAACACACAUAAAGAACAGUUACAUGCAGGUACUCAAGCAACACUACACGCAGUUCGAUCGAAUUUUUGGCCACUAUCAGGUAAAUCUACAACGCGAAAAAUUUUAAAACGUUGUAUCAAAUGUUUUCGAGCAAAGCCUAACGAAUAUCCUUACAUUAUGGAAAAUUUACCACGGGAUCGAGUCAUUCAAGCUCGUCCAUUUCUAAACACUGGUGUUGAUUAUUGUGGACCAUUUUUUAUAAAGGAGAAAAAAUUUAGAAAUCGGGGAAAAGUAAAGGUUUAUGCAGCAAUUUUUGUCUGUUUUGUUACGAAGGCUUGUCACCUUGAAUUAGUUACAGAUUUGACAACAGAUGCGUUUCUUGCGAGUUUACGACGAUUUUUUGCAAGAAGAGGAAAAUGUUUAAAUUUGUAUUCGGAUAAUGCAACUAACUUUGUGGGUGCGAAUCGCGAAUUAAAAUCAUUGCACGAAUUUAUAAAUUCAAAUUCUUUUAAUCAGAAAUUGACAGACUCAUUGUCCAAUCAAGGCAUUCAAUGGCAUUUUUCUCCCCCAAGAUCACCACAUUUUGGUGGUUUGUGGGAAGCAGCUGUUAAGUCAUUUAAAUAUCAUUUUCAUAGAACAGUUGGCAAUACCUUGUUCUCUUAUGAAGAGUUAUACACAUAUGUAACUGAAAUCGAAGCAAUUUUAAACUCAAGACCAAUCACUCCUUUAUCCUCAGAUCCUAAAGAUUUAAAUGCUCUUUCUCCAUCACACUUCCUUAUAGGAGAUUUGCUUACGACCCUUCCAAAUCAAGAUCUGAGCCACAUUCAGCAAAAUCGAUUAUCAUCAUGGCAGCACAUCCAAUUCAUCAAACAACAUCUUUGGAAGAGAUGGUCCAAAGAAUAUCUACACGAAUUAAUUGUACGUUCUAAAUGGCAAUUACAAAAGUCAGAAAAUAUAAAAAUUGGUACAAUGGUCAUUCUCAAGGAGGAUAAUCUCCCUCCACUCUCUUGGACCCUCGGUCGAAUUACAAAGGUGCAUCCAGGUAGCGAUGGUAUAGUUCGUGUCGUUACCGUGAAAACAAAGACAGGAGUGUAUGAUCGAAGUGUAAAGUUAGUGGCACCAUUACCAAUUGAAUAA
Molecule: messenger RNA, 4518 nt
Organism: Leptopilina boulardi
Lineage: Eukaryota; Metazoa; Arthropoda; Insecta; Hymenoptera; Figitidae
Exons: 4
Coding region: 1-4518 (1505 amino acids)
Biological process (GO): DNA integration
Molecular function (GO): nucleic acid binding
Source: RefSeq, a predicted model, not a curated record